Messenger RNA from Melanotaenia boesemani (Boeseman's rainbowfish), 991 nucleotides. Its product is annotated as peptidyl-prolyl cis-trans isomerase FKBP14-like. The transcript is spliced from 5 exons. Bases 100 to 798 code for a protein of 232 amino acids. Lineage: Eukaryota; Metazoa; Chordata; Actinopteri; Atheriniformes; Melanotaeniidae. Gene Ontology annotation, molecular function: calcium ion binding; peptidyl-prolyl cis-trans isomerase activity. The record is from RefSeq and is a predicted model, not a curated record.
UUUUUUCCCCUGAAACGUCAAUGCCACGUAGAAGACCAACUGCACGCUUUGCUGUUUUUUGUGAAGAUCUAGGUGUUUUGUUGAAGCUGAACGCAUGACAUGCAGCUGGCCGUGCUAAGUUGGUUCUGCUCUUCUCUGCUGGCGUCUGUCAGCGGGGGAAAGCUGACCGAAGCUGAGGUUAACAUAGAGGUCCUGAGCAGACCUUUCAUCUGCCGCAGAAAGACAAAGUACGGAGACAUGCUGAUGGUUCAUCAUGACGGAUUCUUUGAGAACGGAACCAUGUUUCACUCCAGUCGAAACUCUGGCGACAAGCAGCCAAUGUGGUUCACACUCGGCAUCAGACAAGUACUGAAAGGCUGGGACAUAGGCCUGCAGGAUAUGUGCGCUGGAGAGAAAAGAAAGCUAAUAAUACCUCCAUCCCUGGCCUAUGGGAAGGAAGGGAAAGAUUCAUUCAGUGAUAGUCCACUCUUUCUCAGCAUGGAGCAUGUACACAAUACUGUGCUUUGUUCUGGUAAGAUCCCACCUGAGAGCACGCUGACCUUCAUCGUUGAGUUGCUUGAGAUCAGGAAUGGACCGAGGUCACAUGAAUCCUUUCAAGAGAUGGAUCUCAAUGACGACUGGAGGCUCUCCAAACAUGAAGUGAAAGAAUAUCUGAAGAUGGAGUAUGAGCGUUACGGUUACCCUCCUAAUGACACCCUACAUGAGAACAUGAUGGAGGAAGUCUUUGCCAGAGAGGACGAGAACAAUGACGGCUUUAUAUCUUCAAGAGAAUUCACAUACAAACACGAUGAACUGUGAAGUGAUUGCUGGAAUACGUCUGGAGUGGAGCUUAGUAAAAAAAGACUUUCUCAGGAUAUCUGAAGCUUUGUUUGUGAGGCUGAUGAGUCUGUGUGACUGUGGUGUUUCACUUAAACAGAAAUACAACACUGGGACAGGUUGAUUUUUCUCAUUGUAAACCUGUGUAUGGAACAUUAAAGAUACUGAGACCAAA